AUGGCUGCGCCUGCCGCGCACAGAACAGCAAAGCUGCGGCCGAGCGCCACCGCCGGCUCCGCGCGCGCGCAGGGGGCGCCGCCACCGAACUGCGCACGCGUGACAGGCCCCUCGCAUUGGCACAAGCUGUAUCCCAUUGCCCAGGGAGACCGCCAGUCCCCCAUCAACAUCGUCUCCAGCCAGGCUGUAUACUCGCCCGGCCUGCAGCCACUGGAGCUCUCCUACGAGGCCUGCACAUCCCUCAGUAUUGCCAACAAUGGCCACUCUGUCCAGGUGGACUUCAAUGACAGCGACGACCGAACCGUGGUGACGGGGGGCCCCCUGGAAGGGCCCUACCGCCUCAAGCAGUUCCACUUCCACUGGGGCAAGAGGCGCGAUGCAGGCUCGGAGCACACCGUGGACGGCAAGUCGUUCCCCAGCGAGCUGCACUUGGUGCACUGGAACGCCAGGAAGUACAGCACUUUUGGGGAGGCAGCCUCAGCCCCGGAUGGCCUCGCUGUGGUUGGUGUUUUCUUGGAGACGGGGAACGAGCACCCCAGCAUGAACCGCCUGACAGAUGCGCUCUACAUGGUUCGGUUCAAGGGCACCAAGGCCCAGUUCAGUUGCUUCAACCCCAAGUGCCUCCUGCCCUCCAGCCGGCACUACUGGACCUACCCGGGCUCCCUGACCACACCCCCACUCAGUGAGAGUGUCACCUGGAUCGUGCUCCGGGAGCCCAUCAGCAUCUCUGAGAGGCAGAUGGAGAAGUUCCGGAGCCUCCUUUUUACCUCGGAGGACGAUGAGAGGGUCCACAUGGUGAACAACUUCCGGCCGCCACAGCCACUCAGGGGCCGUGUGGUCAAGGCCUCCUUCCGGGCCUGAGCUGCCCACCCGCCCUGCCGGCCACGAGGCCACCAUCUUCCCAAGGGCUUCCACAUCAGCAGACACCAAACCACGCGAGUCUCCCUGCUUGGGGAGUGCCGUGGACUCCGUCCGCCAGCCCGGGAGCCUUCCGGGUGGGCCCCUCCAGACGGGGGGAGGGGGGGCCCCUCAGCUGCCCCGGGGACCGGAAGGACAGGAGCUGAACAGGGCCCAAGUCCGGGGCUACCUCUGCUCUCCAAGACCCCAAGGCCCCCGGCAAGCUCCUCUUGUCCUCCGCGCUGGUGGUGGCAGCAGCCCCAGCCCGAGCCCACACUGUGACACACGAGACCGAGCGCCCUGAGGCGGGCAGCGGGCACUGCCAGACUCAAGCAAUAACCAGAGGCGGGCAGAGCUGCCCUCUCGCCAUUACCUCUUCUGCAGGCCUCCGCCACGCACGCACCUCACUGCCGGGCCAUUGUAGUCAGCACCCCGCCUGCCGGAGGCGAGGUGGCCUUCUCUCUCCAGGCACCUGCUGGCACAGGCAGCCCUGGCUACAGCUUAUGUACUAUCGCCCCUCAUCCCCACCCAGCCACCAAAGCCACUGACCUGACCAUCCAUCCAUGAAUUCAUCAAUAAAUUCCUAGA
This is a messenger RNA of Lepus europaeus (European hare), 1485 nucleotides long. RefSeq names its product carbonic anhydrase 7 (gene CA7). Gene Ontology annotation, molecular function: zinc ion binding; carbonate dehydratase activity. Bases 1 to 861 code for a protein of 286 amino acids. Gene Ontology annotation, biological process: regulation of intracellular pH. Lineage: Eukaryota; Metazoa; Chordata; Mammalia; Lagomorpha; Leporidae. The transcript has 8 exons. Gene Ontology annotation, cellular component: cytoplasm. The record is from RefSeq and is a predicted model, not a curated record.